Messenger RNA from Vicia villosa (hairy vetch), 2240 nucleotides. RefSeq names its product protein PMR5-like. The coding region runs from base 268 to 1455 and encodes 395 amino acids. Gene Ontology annotation, molecular function: O-acetyltransferase activity. The transcript has 5 exons. Lineage: Eukaryota; Viridiplantae; Streptophyta; Magnoliopsida; Fabales; Fabaceae. Gene Ontology annotation, cellular component: Golgi apparatus. The record is from RefSeq and is a predicted model, not a curated record.
AUUUCUAUCUUAGAUUACAUUGUUUAAUUGAAGUUUGAAAAAGAAAAAAAAAAUCUUUUUUCUAUAAGAACUCACCAUUGCUCAAAUUUACUAAACCGGUUUUAAAAAGUUCCAUAUUCGUUACCACGUUCAUCCAUCUUCACAUGCACACAACAAAGAAAAAGCACUUUUUUCUCUCCACCAACACCAUUUCUAUACCUUUUCUCUCAAAACAGUUACCUCUUCUAUUAACACCUUUUAGUUUUCCCUCUCUUCUACUCUCUAUCAAUGUCUCUUCUUUCUUCAGUUUUCCUUUCAUUCUUCUCUCUUCUUUUCAUACUUUCACUUCAAUGUCAAAAAGCUUCUUCUCUUCAUCAUCAUCAUCAUCACCACCAUCAAAAACCCAUUUUGAAAUCUAGCAACAACCAAAGCAGUUGUGCAUUGUUUGUAGGAACUUGGUUUCAUGAUGAAACUGAAAGUUACCCUUUUUAUCAAUCUUCUAGCUGUGAAAUCAUAGACCCGGAAUUCAAUUGCCAAAUGUAUGGUCGCCCAGAUUCUGAUUACCUUAAAUACAGAUGGAAACCGCUCAAUUGUGAGCUUCCAAGGUUCAAUGGUGUUGAGUUUCUGAUGAAGAUGAGAGGAAAGACUGUAAUGUUUGUUGGGGACUCGUUGGGAAGGAACCAAUGGCAGUCUUUGAUUUGUAUGCUGUCUGCUGCAGUACCUCAAUCACUGACACAACUAGUCACUGGAGAUCCUCUUUCCACCUUCACAUUCUUGGACUAUGGUGUGAAGAUUGCAUUUCACAGAGCACCUUAUUUGGUGGAUAUGGAUAUGGUCCAAGGGAAGAGAAUCUUGAGGCUUGAUGAGGCAGAUAAGAAUGGUAACACAUGGAAGAGUGCUGAUGUAUUGUUGUUCAACACAGGACAUUGGUGGACUCAUCAAGGAUCACUUCAAGGAUGGGAUUAUCUAGAAUUAAGAGGGGAGUAUUAUUCUGACAUGGAUCGAUUGGGAGCGUUGGAAAGUGGUAUGAAAACAUGGGCUACUUGGGUUGAUGCAAAUAUCGACAGAAGUAGAACCCAAGUGUUGUUUCAAGCAAUUUCUCCAACUCAUUACAACCAAAACGAAUGGAAUGCAGAAGCUGGUAGAACAACAACGAUGAUGACAACGAAGAACUGCUAUGGUGAAACAGCUCCAAUCAGUGGCACGACAAUAAACCAUGGAGGAGUAGAAACAUACACUCAACAACAGAUGAGAAUAGUGGAUAUGGUGAUUCGUGAAAUGCGUGAUCCUGCAUAUCUUCUUGACAUCACAAUGUUAUCGGCGUUGAGGAAAGAUGGACACCCUUCGAUUUACAGUGGUGAAUUGAAUCCGCAGCAGAGAGCUAACCCGGAUCACUCAGCUGAUUGUAGUCAUUGGUGUCUUCCUGGUUUGCCUGAUACAUGGAAUCAACUUCUCUAUGUUGCUUUAUUCUAUUAAUUCAUUUUAUUAGUAUUAUAAAACCUUAAGCAAUUUGUACAAGGUAACUCAUAACUUGGAAAUCCAAUAGAUUAAGAUAAGAUAACAGUUCAAAUUACAGAAUUCAAAAUGAUACAAGAUGCAAUACUUAUUUAAAGCAUUGUCUAUAUUAUAUAGCAUAACUUUGCCUCGGAUAAAAUUAAACACAUGGCAAAUUCUUCAUUAAUGUUAUGUUUUCAAUUAUUAUCUUCAUUCUUCUAGCACAGUCAUUCCUUGGCCCAGCUGAAACUAGCCCUGGAUGGCAAGCUCGACAGGAGCGGCUUCCAGUGGUAUAAUCGUCUCAAAUUCAACAGUUUUGUUGACUUUGUUCUGGUUUUCAUAAGCUGAAUCAUGAACUCCAAGUGCAGCUCUACCAGAAGGAUCGAGGUUGUUUGACCAAGCAGCAUCCCACUCAACAGCUUUUGCUGUGCUACAUGCAACCGUUGGUCCUCCGGGAACAGUUAGCCUUGCCGAGUUCUGCAAAACAAGUUCAAGAAAUACCAAUUUUGAAUCAGAACUUGUUAAACUAUGUUAUCUUAUGGUCAAUGAAGUACUCUCAGAAACACUAAAUACGUAUUGAUAUUGACAUGAAAAUAACCGCUAGUAAUAACUAAGAAAAUAGAAAUGAUUGAAUGUAACCAGUGCUACAUUGCUUAUGGUUACAACAAAUUAAGAAGAAUUGAUUGGUUAUCUUGCCUGAGGGAAGAACCGCUCAAAGAUCAUUCUGUAGUAGUAUGCUUCCUUUGUGUUUGGUGUGUUGUGAGGGA